AUGGAGACCUAUCACGGCCAUGUGCGGACGCCCGCGGAUGCCAUUAUUCUGUUCGAGGCGUGUCGCAUCGGCCUUCUUCCACGUGUUCAGCGGCGCCUGUCUGAAAAGGAACGGCAAUCAAUCAAGUCUGGCUCUGUCUUUGUCUGGGAUGAGCGCGAAGCUGGUAUGCGACGAUGGACCGACGGCAAAUCCUGGAGCGCGAGUCGCGUAUCUGGCAGCUUUCUCUGUUAUCGCGAAAUGGAGGGCAAGCGAGGUGGCAGCAGCUUCGACAAGGGCAACCGCGACGGCAUGACCGGCCAGGACGGCGACUCUGAUGGCGGUCCUGACGGCUACCGAUACAAGCCAGAUGGGCUUAUGAAGCAGUCGUUCUCGAUCACCACCAACCAAGGCCAACAUCUCCACUUGAUCAGCUAUUACUCCCGGUCAACUACCGCAGCAAACUUGCUCCAGCCGACGAGUGACCCUCAAUUACGACACAUCCGCCCUGAAAAGGGCAUGUAUCCAGACUCGACUGUCCACGAACAGAGCAGCAUCCCCGCCGUCACGCGAGGUCCUAUGGGAUCUCCUGGAUAUGCUCAAGCCCCUCCUCAGCCACCGUACAACAGACCGCCUCACUACUACAAUCCAUGGGGAGCACCACCAAGCCCAAUGCAUACGCCUCCACCACACCCAGCUUAUGCGCACUCACCCUACUACGGCCACCCUCAUCACGCUCCAUAUCAUCCUGGCAUGUACGGACACCCUCACGGCGCAUACCCGCCGCCACCUGGAAUGACCGCCUUUGAUCGACCGCCGCCACCAAUGAGCAACAAUGGACUGCCACCGCCACCUCAUGCACAGUACGGGCCACCUAAUUAUCAAGGAAGCUAUCCACCACCCCCUCCUACGUAUCACUCUGGCUACCCAUACCAACCGCCACCGCUCCAGGCGCCACCAUAUCCUGCUGCUAACCACCAACCAUCUUACGACCACCAGAAGCCUCAAGACCAGCAGCAGGCUCAGCCAGAACCAAACGCUCAGAAGGACGACCGCCAAGACUCGCACCAGAACCCGCAACAGGCGACAUCUUCUCCUGUCUCAAAGCGUGAAGAGCCCCAAGCUACCGCAGGCGCUCAAGACUCAGCAGCACCAGUGCCAGCAUCUGCGCCUGCACCGCCUCCACCGGCAGCAUCUUCAGGCCAGACUAUCCCCAGCAUAUCAGCAAUGCUCAACGCUGGGGAGAACGGCCAGCCACCACCAAGAACGAGCAGCCGGAGUCCACCAGGCAGCGCGCCUCGCAGUGGCAUCGACAUCCCAAGCCACAAGCUGGGCUUCGAGGCGAGCAGAGACGUACAUGUCUUGCGCAAUCUCGACAAGCACUUCUGA
Zasmidium cellare ATCC 36951 is the source of this 1365-nucleotide messenger RNA. RefSeq lists its product as uncharacterized. The coding region runs from base 1 to 1365 and encodes 454 amino acids. The transcript is spliced from 2 exons. The record is from RefSeq and is a predicted model, not a curated record. NCBI's taxonomy places the organism in Eukaryota, Fungi, Ascomycota, Dothideomycetes, Mycosphaerellales, Mycosphaerellaceae. Gene Ontology annotation, molecular function: DNA binding.